AAAAUACGCAGCGCAUUGUAAUGAAAUGAAUUAAACGCUGGUUUUCUUUUCAACUUUGUAAUUCGUGGAGGGAAUACUUUUCUUUUUUCUUUACAGGGACCAACAAAACAAAAAACCCGAGAAAAUAGAAUUAAUACACACAUAGAUACAGCAUGCGCCCACCGGUUAUUCUCAAAACUACCUCUCUCUUCGAUUCUUCUUAUUCUUGUUCUUCACCCAGCGAUCGCAGACUCAACACUCUCGCGAGGCAUUUCGUUUGCGCUCACAAUCCAAUGGCUUCUCACGACGAUAUCUCCGCUUCGCCAACCGCAGCUUCCGAUUCCGUCUUCGCUCAACUCGUUCGUGCGCCUGAAGAUCCUAUCCUCGGGGUGACCGUCGCUUAUAACAAAGAUCCAAGUCCAGUGAAGGUCAACUUGGGAGUUGGUGCUUACCGAACUGAGGAAGGAAAACCUCUUGUUCUGAAUGUAGUGAGGCGAGUUGAGCAGCAGCUCGUGAAUGACGUGUCUCGCAACAAGGAAUAUAUUCCCAUUGUUGGGCUUGCUGAUUUUAAUAAAUUGAGUGCUAAGCUUAUUUUCGGUGCUGACAGCCCUGCUAUUCAAGAGAACAGGGUUACCACCGUUCAAGGCUUGUCUGGAACUGGUUCAUUAAGAGUUGGGGGUGAAUUUUUGGCUAAACAUUAUCACCAACGAACAAUAUACUUGCCAACACCAACUUGGGGCAAUCACCCAAAGGUUUUCACCUUAGCAGGGUUGUCUGUCAAAACAUAUCGCUACUAUGCUCCAGCAACACGAGGGCUUGACUUUGAAGGACUUAUGGAAGAUCUUUCAUCUGCUCCGUCUGGAUCUAUUGUUUUGCUACAUGCUUGCGCACAUAACCCCACUGGUGUUGAUCCAACCCUUGAGCAAUGGGAGCAGAUUAGGCAGCUAAUAAGAUCAAAAGCUUUGUUACCUUUCUUUGACAGUGCUUAUCAGGGUUUUGCUAGCGGAAGUCUAGAUGCAGAUGCGCAGCCUGUUCGUUUGUUUGUUGCUGAUGGGGGUGAAUUGCUGGUAGCACAAAGUUAUGCAAAGAACAUGGGUCUUUAUGGAGAACGUGUUGGCGCCUUAAGCAUUGUAUGCAAGUCAGCUGAUGUUGCAAGCAGGGUUGAGAGCCAGCUGAAACUUGUGAUUAGGCCCAUGUACUCAAGUCCUCCCAUUCAUGGUGCAUCCAUUGUGGCUGCCAUUCUCAAGGACGGGGAUUUGUACAAUGAGUGGACUAUUGAGUUGAAGGCAAUGGCUGACCGUAUUAUCAGUAUGCGCCAACAACUUUUUGAGGCUUUACUUUCCAGAGGCACACCUGGUGAUUGGAGUCACAUUAUCAAACAGAUUGGAAUGUUUACUUUCACAGGAUUGAAUACUGAACAAGUUUCCUUCAUGACUAAUGAGUACCAUAUAUAUAUGACAUCUGAUGGGAGGAUUAGCAUGGCUGGUCUGAGUUCCAAAACAGUGCCACAUUUGGCGGAUGCGAUACAUGCAGCUGUGACCCGAGGUGUCUGAAACAUGUUGCAGACUGCCGUUUUCAUCUUGCUCCCUAGUCCCCAUAGGUGGGCUUCUAUUAUUUUUGUGUAAUAAUUGUCAACAUCAACAAUGAUACCUAUUUUUGUUGCGAGACUAGAAGACAAAAUCUUAGCAUUAACAUUUUUGUUUCGUUUCUUUAUUUGUGACGUGAUCAAAUAUUCGCUGGAUCAGUUUUGGCUAAAAGUUGGUAAGAUAGACUCGUGAUGGUAUA
This is a messenger RNA of Cajanus cajan (pigeon pea), 1764 nucleotides long. It is a transcript of the gene ASP3, whose product is annotated as aspartate aminotransferase 3. Gene Ontology annotation, biological process: biosynthetic process; amino acid metabolic process. Gene Ontology annotation, cellular component: mitochondrion. NCBI's taxonomy places the organism in Eukaryota, Viridiplantae, Streptophyta, Magnoliopsida, Fabales, Fabaceae. Gene Ontology annotation, molecular function: L-aspartate:2-oxoglutarate transaminase activity; pyridoxal phosphate binding. The record is from RefSeq and is a predicted model, not a curated record.